Molecule: messenger RNA, 1489 nt
Organism: Apis cerana (Asiatic honeybee)
Lineage: Eukaryota; Metazoa; Arthropoda; Insecta; Hymenoptera; Apidae
Product: NSFL1 cofactor p47
Biological process (GO): Golgi organization; proteasome-mediated ubiquitin-dependent protein catabolic process; membrane fusion
Cellular component (GO): nucleus; cytosol
Molecular function (GO): ubiquitin binding
Source: RefSeq, a predicted model, not a curated record
UAUUGCUAUAUAUUACGAGUGGUUUAAUAUUUCCUUUCAAUGGAGAACCAUGACGAGUUAGUUUCGCAAUUUAUAGAUACAACUGGGGUUGAACCUGAAGAAGCACGAUUUUAUCUUGAGUUAUCUAAUUGGCAGCUUGAGGUUGCUCUUGACACAUUUUAUUAUCCUCUUGCUUUACCUUCAUUGUCUAAUGAACCUACUGAAGGUACAUCAGAAGAAGAACGUACUGAUAUUUCAGAUAAAAACGCAGGAAGUGUAAAAUCAUCAGAAAUGGAAGGAAAAUCAUCAAAAGAAAAAAUAAAACCAAAAUCUAAAUUUGCAAUGCUUAGUGAUCUUAAAGAUAGAGAGAGUAGUCCUGAGGAUGAAGAAGGUCAAGCAUUUUAUGCUGGUGGUUCUGAACAUACUGGACAACAAAUUCUAGGACCAGGAAAGAAAAAGGAUAUUGUUAGUGAUAUGUUUAAAUCUUGUCAGAGACAAUCAAUUGCUGUAGAAUCAAAACCAAGUGGACAACAAAGACCAAAUACCUUUAGUGGUACUGGAUAUAAAUUAGGUCAAACUAGUUCAGAUACUGAAAUUGUUACUGCUACAACAUCUAAUAAUCAACAGACAAAUUCUGGAUUAAUUACUUUGAAAUUAUGGAAAGAUGGAUUUACUAUAAAUGAUUCUGAACUUCGGUUGUAUACUGAUCCAGAAAAUAGAGAAUUUCUUGAGACUAUAAAACGAGGUGAAAUACCAGCAGAAAUACGUCAAGAGAUACAAGGUACUGAAGCACGACUUGAUAUGGAAGAUCAUCAUCAUGAAACAUAUGUUCCUCCAAAAGUUAAAGUGAAAGCUUUUAGUGGAAAAGGACAUAUGUUAGGAAGUCCUUCUCCAGCUACAGUUGGUAUGACAAUACCAACAGAUCUUGCAGAUCAAGCAGCAAAUGAAUCUCAGGCAAAACAAAAAUUAAAUUUAGAUGAAUCAAAACCUGUGACAACAUUACAAAUUCGUCUUGCUGAUGGGACUAGUGUAAAAGCUCAAUUUAAUUUAACUCAUACUAUUAAUGAUUUGAGGCAAUAUAUAAUAACUAUGAGACCUCAAUAUGCUAUGAGAGAAUUUAAUUUAUUAACAAUGUAUCCUACUAAGGAACUCACAGAAGAUAAAACUAUUGAAGAAGCUGGUUUACAAAAUACAACAAUAAUUCAACGACUGAAGUAAAUGUCUUCUUUAGAGCCUUAAUUAUGGAAGUUUAAGUGAUGUAUUGAUUAGAGAAUUCUUAAAUAUACAUUGAAAUAUUUGAAAAACACAUUUCAACACAUUUUAGUAAUUGAAUGGCACUUUACUAUCGUUUAUUUUAAUUUUAAGUACAGUUUUUGUUGUAUAAUGUUAUUUUUUCUAAUACAAAAAAUAUUUUAUUAAAAACAAAUCUAUUAUUAAAAUUUCAAUUAAUAUAAAGUAAAAUUACAAAACCUUUGUAAAGUUUGCAAUAAAAUCAUUCAAUUUAUAUGUA